This is a messenger RNA of Aspergillus versicolor CBS 583.65, 770 nucleotides long. RefSeq lists its product as uncharacterized. The record is from RefSeq and is a predicted model, not a curated record. The transcript has a single exon. NCBI's taxonomy places the organism in Eukaryota, Fungi, Ascomycota, Eurotiomycetes, Eurotiales, Aspergillaceae. Bases 9 to 563 code for a protein of 184 amino acids.
UUCUUGAAAUGGCCCAAUCCGCGCCUAAGCGUCUAUUUAAUCUCAAAUUCACACCAAAAUCGGUCAUACCAUCGUUUGCUUCUCGAUACCUUGCUCUUCGACAAAGUCCCAUCUACCCGAAGAUAAAGUUUCAGUGCGAUAACCGUGAUCCAAAUACGCUAUGGUGGAGAGUGAACUCUAUACAGAUACUUGGUGAAAAACGGGUAGUCAGGUCCCGGGUUACUCGAAAAGUGCGAGAUGCAUUUCUAUAUGAGUUGAAAGCCCGGGGAUUUGAUGCUAAGGGCAGAAGGUUGGAGACGAAUAUAGCUUCGACUGAUGGGAUUCGCGGUAAUAUGAGAGGGACUGUCACUAUUACGAUUUUGCCCAGUUCACUCCAGGGGGGCUUUCCGGCAUUCCGGAAAGAGAUGAAGUCUAAGGUGGAUGAAUUGGUCUGGCAGCAACGAAAUCAGCAGUCGAUAAACGCUGGAAAGCCGAAAGUUGCAAAGCCCAGAGAGGCCCAGAAAUCAACACAGACGCACAGGGGAACCCCACGGCCGAGCACAAGACCUCGAAAAAAAGGCUAGGAGAGUGCCAAAGUCCAAGUUACUGAUCAUAGUUAUACUCCGUAUGAUACCCGUGUACAAUUAGUUAUUUGCAGGAAGAAGCUUGCUUGUAUAAAGUCCCUGAGCACGCCACAGGAGGAAGAAAAAUCGACGCUUGUAGAUUUCCUGGAACAGCAUUUGUAGAGCCGCCCGACUGAAAUAAAUUCUCCGUAUGUAAUGGAGCAAUGA